Molecule: messenger RNA, 5203 nt
Organism: Cladophialophora immunda
Lineage: Eukaryota; Fungi; Ascomycota; Eurotiomycetes; Chaetothyriales; Herpotrichiellaceae
Exons: 11
Coding region: 419-4960 (1513 amino acids)
Biological process (GO): transmembrane transport
Cellular component (GO): membrane
Molecular function (GO): ABC-type transporter activity; ATP binding; ATP hydrolysis activity
Source: RefSeq, a predicted model, not a curated record
GGCCGAGGGGCUUGUGCAAGGAUUCUAUGCUUUCGCUUCAAAAGCCGAGAAAUACUACAUACAAUCCUCCAAUGAGACGUCUUAUUUGCCUUCUACAUUUACAUCGUGAAAACAGGACCCCAAGAAUGGUCAGAGUCCCGGCGCAUCAUACUCGGACGACUACAUCCUUCGACCUGCACUACUCUCUCAUCUCACUGCUACUGCAUCAGGAUCAACAGCGCUCCUAGAAUGCCUCUGUCGCUUGCUAUAUAGUCUUUCUUGUAUUUCUGACGCAUUUGAUCACACAUCUCAGAACGACAAGGCCAAGAAACGGGGUCUUCUGAGGGGUUUGCGGGCUCUAUUCGGCACACUGAUAUUGUAUCCUUCUAGCUUCUCUCUGUCCACAAUCUGGUGUUAACGCUCCAUUGAUAUCGGCAUUAUGGGUGCAGGAGACGAGGCACGUCGUCCUCCGCCAACUGACGACUCGUUAGAGCGCGAGGUAUCGACCAGCAGCUCUGAAGGCCCGGCAUUCGAGCCAAUCCGAACGCGAAAGACGAGAGACACAGAUGACUAUCGCUUCGACGAUGAAGAACCAACCAGACCAGAUGAGCUUGCAAGGAUUGCAUCCGUCCUGUCCGGAGCUCGAACUCGCACUCUUACUAGCGAUGGCCUGCAGAGACAGGACACUGUUGCCGGCAUGGGCAUUGAGUCCCCUGAAUUCGAUCCGAACAAUCCCGCGUUCAACUUUUUCCUGUGGAUCCGCAAGUUUCUCCAGCUUCUCGAACAGCAGAACAUCAAAUUGCGAAGAUCAGGCUUCACUUUCAAGAAUCUCAGUGUUUCUGGGAAGGGGUCGGCCCUAGUACUCCAGAAGAAUGUCGGCUCCCUCUUUAUGCAACCUUUCCGCAUCCGCGAGCUUUUCCAGCAUCCUGUUGAGAAACAGAUAUUACGAAAUUUCAAUGGACAUGUCAACAGCGGCGAGUUGCUUAUCGUCCUUGGUCGACCUGGGAGUGGCUGUUCUACAUUCCUCAAGACCAUCUGUGGCGAGCUCCAAGGUUUGCAGGUCUCAAAGGACUCCAAGAUCACCUAUAGUGGAAUACCACAGGAGCUGUUCGUGAAGGAGUUCAAAGGCGAGGCAAUAUACAAUCAAGAGAAUGAAAAGCAUUUUCCUCAUUUGACGGUGGGGGAGACUCUUAACUUUGCCGCCGCCUGCCGAACUCCAUCCAACAGAAUUCUUGAUGUUCCUCGAGACGAAUGGGCCAAAUACAUGGCCUCUGUCAUGAUGAACAUCUUCGGUUUGUCACACACCCGCAACACCAAGGUUGGAGACGAUUUCGUACGCGGUGUUAGCGGUGGAGAGCGAAAACGUGUCAGCAUCGCCGAGAUGGCUCUAGCAGGUUCGCCGAUUGCCGCAUGGGACAACUCAACUCGUGGCCUCGACUCACAAACUGCUCUCGAAUUCGUCCGGUCGCUCCGAAUCGCUGCAGACUUCGCAGGCCUCACUUCCCUUAUCGCAAUCUACCAGGCUUCGCAAGCCAUUUAUGACUUAUGUGACAAAGCAAUCGUGCUCUACGAGGGGAGGCAGAUCUACUUUGGACCUUGCGACGAAGCGAGGGCAUAUUUCGAAGACAUGGGCUGGUAUUGUCCUCCUAGACAAACUACAGGUGACUUCUUGACGUCCGUUACCAAUCCCCGAGAGAGGCAACCCAGAGAAGGAUUUGAGAACAAGCUCCCCCGUACAGCUGCAGAAUUUGAAAAGUACUGGCUGGAGAGCUCUCAGUACAAGGCGUCUCAAGAGGAAGCCAGUCAUGCUGAAGAAGUCGACGCCGAUGGGGAAGAAGCUCUACAGACAUUCCGAGAAGCCCACCACCAGAGGCAAGCUGAGCAUGUGCGCCCCAAAUCGCCCUAUGUGAUCAGCAUCCCAAUGCAAAUUCGCCUUUGCGUUACUCGAGCGUACCAGAGACUCUGGAACGACAAAGCAUCAACCAUCGCUGUCAUCUUCAGUCAGAUUGCACAAGCUCUCAUCAUAGGGUCCAUCUUUUUUGGCACUCCGCUCUCUACCGGCAGCUUUUUCGCCAAAGGCUCUGUCCUGUUCUUCGCUGUGUUGCUCAGUGCGCUGCAGUCCAUUGUCGAGAUCAACACCUUGUACAGCCAAAGACCCAUCGUCGCGAAACACAAGUCUUACGCCUUCUACCAUCCUUUCACGGAGGCUGUCGCAGGUAUUGUGGCCGACUUACCCAUCAAAUUCUGCACCACUACUGUAUUCAACAUCAUCCUGUACUUCCUGGCUGGGUUGAGGUACAGAGCCUCAAAUUUCUUCAUUUUCUUCCUCUUCAACUUUAUAGCCAUGUUGACCAUGUCGGCGAUCUUUCGAACAACGGCAGCAGUUACCAAAACCAUUUCGGCCGCUUUGGCCAUUGCUGGUGUAAUGGUUCUCUGGAUUGUUAUCUACACGGGCUUUACGAUGCAAAGGUCUUUCAUGCACCCGUGGUUCAAAUGGAGUUCUUGGAUCAAUCCGAUCGCCUAUGCAUUCGAGUCACUCCUUGUCAACGAAGUUCACGGCCGGAACUUCCCCUGUGCUCCCACCAGCUUGGUUCCACCCUAUGGUACUGGCAACCAUUUCCAAUGUGCUGUGGCUGGCGCGGUGGCUGGUCAAACCACUGUUUCCGGAGAUGCAUGGGUCAAGUCGUCGUACGGAUACUCCUAUAGCCAUAUCUGGCGGAAUCUCGGCUUUCUCUUCGCCUUCAUGAUUUUCUUCUUCGCGAUCUAUUUUAUCGCUACCGAACUCAACUCCGACACAACCUCGACAGCAGAGUUCCUGGUCUUCAGAAGAGGGCAUGUCCCGUCGUACCUGCAAGGCGGCAAGAAUGAUGAGGAGCGCAUGCAUACCGACGAAAAGGGGUUGAGCACGGCCAAUCCUGUCGAUGAGAAGCAAGCGGAGGAAGUCAAAGCUCUACCUGCGCAGAAGGAUAUCUUUACAUGGCGGAAUGUGACCCUCGACAUUAAAAUCAAGGGCGAACCCCGAAGACUGCUUGAUGGCGUCUCGGGUUGGGUCAAACCUGGCACUUUGACGGCUCUCAUGGGGACUUCAGGAGCUGGUAAGACCACCUUGCUGGAUGCCUUGGCGCAGAGAAUCAAUAUAGGCGUGUUGACGGGCGAUAUGCUUGUAAAUGGCAAACCCCUCGAUCGUUCCUUUCAACGCAAAACAGGCUAUGUGCAGCAACAAGAUCUCCACCUUGAGACCACGACCGUCCGAGAAGCUCUUCGGUUUUCAGCUUACCUUCGGCAGCCGAAAUCGGUGACAAGAAAAGAGAAGGAUGAGUUUGUCGAAGAAGUUAUCAAAAUGCUCAACAUGGAAGAUUUUGCGGAGGCUAUUGUUGGAAACCCAGGAGAAGGUCUGAAUGUUGAACAACGCAAACUCCUGACGAUCGGCGUCGAGCUCGCAGCAAAACCCGCACUCCUUAUUUUCCUCGAUGAGCCCACCUCAGGUCUGGAUUCCCAGAGUUCUUGGUCGAUUGUUGCUUUCCUUCGCAAGCUCGCCGAUUCGGGACAAGCAAUUCUUUGCACGAUCCAUCAGCCAUCGGCUAUCCUAUUCCAAGAGUUUGACCGACUACUUUUCCUGAUGAAAGGAGGCAAGACCAUUUAUUUCGGCGACAUCGGCAAGAACUCGAAGAUUUUGUUGGACUACUUUGAACGGAACGGUGCCCCGAAGUGCGACGACGAUGCAAACCCUGCCGAGUAUAUGCUCGACAUCUGCGGGAAGAAAUCUGACCGUGAUUGGAGCGAAGUGUGGAAGACGACGCCCGAGGCCAACGAGGUGCAGGCAGAACUAGAUCGAAUUCAAGAGGCUAAGCGAUCAGAACCGGCAGGAGACGCAUCAUCGACAUCCGAAUUUGCCAUGCCACUCACAGCUCAGAUCUACCAUGUCACUCACCGGGUGUUUCAGCAAUACUGGCGAACGCCAUCUUAUAUCAGCGGCAAAUUUCUCUUGGGUAUCAUGUCUGCAUUGUUCAUCGGCUUCUCAUUCUACAAGCAAAACAGUACCUCGACUGGGUUACAGAACACAAUUUUCGGCAUUUUUAUGCUUGUCACGAUCUUUUCGUCUCUGGUCCAGCAGAUCAUGCCCCGGUUUGUCAUCCAACGAUCCCUCUACGAAGUCCGAGAACGUCCAUCCAAGGCAUAUUCAUGGAUUGCCUUUCUUGUUGCCAACAUCGUCGUGGAAAUCCCCUAUCAAAUAGUCCUGGCCUUCCUCAUGUGGGUCUCGUGGUACUUUGCGAUCUUCGGCAAGAACCAGAGCGGCGAAACGAGAGGGCUGAUGCUGCUUUUCGUGGUCCAAUUCAUGGUCUUCACCAGCACGUUUGCCCAUAUGAUCAUUGCAGCGAUGCCUGACGCGGAAACGGCGGGCAAUAUCGCGACGCUGUUGUUCAGUAUGAUGCUCACUUUCAACGGUGUCCUGCAGAGUCCGUCUGCACUGCCGGGCUUUUGGAUAUUCAUGUAUCGAGUGUCGCCGAUGACCUACCUCAUCUCCGGCUGGGCAGGCACCGGGCUCCGAGGUCGGCUGGUCCACUGCGCGCAGAACGAACUCGCCAAGUUUGACCCGCCAUCCGGCCAGACCUGCGCGCAGUAUCUGACGGCGUACUUGAACGGCGGCGCACCGGGCCAGUUGUACAACCCCAACGCGACCAGCCAGUGCCAGUACUGCCCGCUCACGUCGGCGGACCAGUUCCUAGCCGGCAGCAAGAUCUACCCCAGCGACAGGUGGCGGAACUUUGGGAUCGGGUUUGCCUACAUCAUCUUCAACAUCUUCGCCUGCAUUUUCCUCUACUACCUCUUCCGCGUCCGGCGGAUCAGCAUCUCCAGCCUCGCCAAGGGCCCCGCGCGCAUCGUGGACCUCAUCGUCAACCAGGGCCUGAGGAGGCUGUUUGCCAGGCACGCCGAGCCCACGCCGCCGGGAAAAGAGGCCGAGCGGCACCGGGCGUUCUGAGUAUGGUCAUGUCAGUCGCUGCCCCGGAACGGGAUGGGAAAACGCAGGGAAUGUAUAAUGUUGGGAAAGGGAUUUGGACAAAUGUGUGAAUCGACUUUGGUUUUGCAAUGUAACUUCAAUUUCUUUUUCCUCUGGUAUAGGAAAGUUUCUAUCAUAGUGCGCAAGGGGUUGAUCUAGCCCAUCCUGGGGUACAGAUUGCGCGGUCUUCAACCGCUCAGUUUUUUUUGCUCAUCACUCAUUGAC